UAAUCACCCUAAUGUAGCAUAAAAUCAUGCUAUCUUAGGUUAGUAUUCUGCCUAAUGUAGUUAUGUUUUCGUAGGUUAGUAUAAAUAACGUGCUAGAGUGAGUAGUUGAGUAAUAGCUACUACUUUCCAACACUUCUCAUCACAUUCUGCUUUCUUUUCUGUUGCCUUAUAUCAAAAAGCAAAAUAUAAAAUGGCCGAGGUACGAGCACAGGACGAUCUUCUGUUGUUGAUGGAGGACAAACAACUACGAAAGCUUGCAAAAGUACUGAGGAAUCAGGAAGAGCCACUCAGUCAAAGCAUCAAAUCGGAGCCUGAUCGAGCCAAGUACCUCGAAGAAUGCAACAAUGCUUACGACAUUGUUGUCACACUGCUACAAACAAGUACUGAUUUACGCGACAAGCAUGAGGCAACAAGGGACACUGACAAGGUGAAGGCGAACAUAGCAACAGAUAUUCAAGAUUAUGUCAAGUAUGGUGUAAACAUGGGCCUGCAGUGUAUUCAGAACUGUGGUAUGCGAGUGACUGUCGUCGAAAGCCUUAAGACACACUUCGACGACAUGGCUACUGAACUUAAUACGGUUGAUUCCAGGGGUGUCAAUGAUAUAGAAGGUUUUGCUGAGGAAGUGUCUUAUUACAAGACAUCUAUGUUUGAAUAUGUUACAAACUUGCGAAGUGGCACGUCUCGUGCUCACUCUAAGGCUUACUCUGAUGCUCUCAAGCUAGAGGGCAUUGAGUUUCCAAAUCUUGUUAGCAGGCACAAGAACAAGCUUGGAUAUAAAGAUGAAUUUGAAUUUUUGGAAGAAGACCAAAAGCUUGAGGUAUACAACAGCAUCAUAGUAGAAUCAGGGCGCGCAAAGAUCCCAACCAUGUACAAGAGGAGCAAGCCUCCAGGCGCAACAGCAGGUGGGGUUGCGACGAUGGCAGUAACUGCAGGCAUAAUGGCGUGGGACAUCUUCACAGCUGAGCACAAGCUUGAGUCUGCGUUAAACAGCGCCGUGUCAGUGCUUUCAGGAGCAGUCUCAUAUGCUGUAAAUGUGGCUGUUAGCUCUGCAGUAGGAACUGUAGUAGCAAAUGCACAAUUAGGUGUUCUGAUGGUUUCGAUGGCUGGGUUCGUGGUUGGUGCUGUGGUCGGCAUUCUCUUUGCUGCCGCGACUGGUGCGAUUCUUAAACUCAUUUUAGGGACUGGUGGUAAAGUGCCGCCGAACUUGGAUGAUCUCAAGUUUUAUUCAGCUACUAUGCCUAAUGGUAUGGCCAUUGCAAAUGAGAUCUCACACGACAGUUGAAUUAGUUUUAAUUCAACGAUGUACGGUCCAUAUGCUGAGUGAUAAAUGCAACUCUCCUAUAAAUAAAUAAAUGUAUGCAAGUUAAUGUGAUUUCUGGAUUAUUGCUAAAUUAUGUCUCUUAUGUACUGGUGUAUGUUUAUUUCACAAUAAAAUUGAAGGUAAACGUUGUGUUGUUGAUUCA
Messenger RNA from Chenopodium quinoa (quinoa), 1463 nucleotides. RefSeq lists its product as uncharacterized. The record is from RefSeq and is a predicted model, not a curated record. Bases 191 to 1282 code for a protein of 363 amino acids. Lineage: Eukaryota; Viridiplantae; Streptophyta; Magnoliopsida; Caryophyllales; Amaranthaceae. The transcript has 4 exons.